GCGUUUUUCCAGUGGCCAUAAAUUUGUGUGGGUCUAUUUCUAGAGUUUUAUUACCGAUUGUUGAUUCUUGAAAGAUAAAAUCGAUCUUUUCUCCAAAUCAAACGAUUCGAUUAUUUUGUUAUAAUAUCGUAUCGUUUGCAGGCCUAGACUCUAGAGACAACCACCAAUACGGGCUGAGUCACAAUAACUAGAUUAAUUACGAAAAAUAUUGUUUUUUUUUAGUGAAUUCCUCAAUUUAACAGUUUUUUUUUGUCAAUAUUGAAUAAUUGAGAUUUUUGUAAAUUCAAUAUGUCGUAUCAACAAGGAAUAAUGCCAGAUCAAUCAUUUCUUUGGGAUGUGUUUCAAAGAGUUGAUAAAGACCGAAGCGGACAUAUUUCUGCCGAUGAACUUCAAGUAGCCCUUUCCAAUGGCACCUGGUCUGCAUUCAAUCCCGAAACAGUCCGCUUGAUGAUUGGAAUGUUUGAUCGCGAAAACCGAGGAACAGUUUCAUUUCAAGAUUUUGGAGCACUUUGGAAAUAUGUAACCGAUUGGCAAAAUUGUUUUCGAUCCUUUGACAGAGACAAUUCCGGAAAUAUUGAUAAACAUGAACUAAAGACUGCGCUUACAUCAUUUGGUUAUCGCCUUUCCGACCACCUUGUUGAAGUUCUUUUACGUAAAUUCGAUCGAUUUGGUCGUGGGACUAUUCUUUUUGACGAUUUUAUUCAAUGUUGCAUUGUCCUCUAUACUCUUACAACAGCGUUUAGACAGCACGAUACGGACAUGGAUGGAGUCAUCACUAUUCACUAUGAACAAUUUUUAAGCAUGGUGUUCUCUCUUAAAAUUUAAUUUAAUAAAAAUUAAGAACAAUAAAAAUAAUCAUUUGGAUGUUAAAUGUAAAUAGUAAAUUUGGUUAAAUAUCAAGAAUGCUUAAUUGCCAAAUUGAAUCUAGUAACCUCAAACUUUUAAAAUAUACUUAAUAUAUAAACAUAUUUUUAUUAUUAAAACAAAUUAAAAACCUUUAUAAUAAAUAAAAGUUAUAUAAAAUGCCUUAC
Molecule: messenger RNA, 1031 nt
Organism: Drosophila nasuta
Lineage: Eukaryota; Metazoa; Arthropoda; Insecta; Diptera; Drosophilidae
Gene: Alg-2
Product: Apoptosis-linked gene-2
Exons: 3
Coding region: 289-825 (178 amino acids)
Molecular function (GO): calcium ion binding
Source: RefSeq, a predicted model, not a curated record